Messenger RNA from Alosa sapidissima (American shad), 2344 nucleotides. It is a transcript of the gene lrrc31, whose product is annotated as leucine rich repeat containing 31. Bases 368 to 2083 code for a protein of 571 amino acids. The record is from RefSeq and is a predicted model, not a curated record. Gene Ontology annotation, molecular function: protein binding. Lineage: Eukaryota; Metazoa; Chordata; Actinopteri; Clupeiformes; Clupeidae. The transcript is spliced from 11 exons.
CUGGCUGUCUCGUGUCAUGUUCUGCCUGCUUAUUCAUCAAGUUUGGCACAGCAAGUCAUUGCGGGUCGUCCUGUCUCUAUCUCUAAAUGGAUUUCAAAUAAUUUAUCGCACGAUAUCGACUGCAAGGAAGAGUUCUUGUGACAACGAUUAUAUCAGGCAAUGCGUCAUUCCUAACGAGGCUACAGCUACUUGUUUCUGUUAUUCUCGUUGGUUUCAAAUGCCAAACUGUUUAUUUCCGGGAGAGCUAUUCCACAUUUGCGACACCAAAAGAAUGAUGCUAUAAGUUCUACUCAGUCAACUCAGAAACAGUAUUGACGCCAGGUACGAAAAGACACAGUCCCUCAACUCCCAGCCUUAAAGUAAAAGCAUGGAAUCAUCAGAUGCCCAGCGGGUCCGGGAUGGCUCUCAGAAAAGGUCUGCCAUAGAUCUGAUCAUGAACCAGAUCCGAAGGAAGGCCUCAUUUGAAAGGCGACAGAGACCUGUUGGCUUCCUCUUCAGGCCUGGGGAAAACAAUGACAGGAAGAGCAAAGGCAUCCCAGAGAUGAAGGAGUCCGAUAGCUCUGAGGGGAAAAGCACAGUGUCAGGAACAGAUACAGACCCCGUGGAUAUGGAGGUCGGCUCUGUGGUGGGCUGGGGACGCGUGAAGCAGUUUGUGGAGAAGUUGGGGAAGAAACCAGACAGCCAGGCUCUCAACCUCAGUCACUGUGACCUUACAGCCACGGACAUGGUGGAGCUGGCAACUCUGUUGCCCUUCCUGACCCAGUUAGAGGUAGUAGACCUGUCUUGGAAUGACCUGGUCGGAGGCUCACUGAAGGCUUUGACCUUUCACCUGCAGCAUGUUGGGAAGUUGAGUAUUCUGAGACUGUGUGGCUGCAGGAUAACAGCCCAAGACCUUACAUCACUUGGUGAGAGCCUGGACUCUGUCCCUCUGCUGGAGAUUGUCGACCUGUCCUGGAAUGCAGGAGUCGGGGGAGAUAGCCUGCACAGCCUCACCGGCCAGCUCCGCUCUGGCUGCAUGAUCAGGGAGCUUCGCCUGGUCGACUGCCAGCUCAUUGAUGCGGAUAUGAAGGCACUGGGCCAGGCCCUUCCCUUGAUGUCAAGUCUAGAGGACUUAGAUAUUUCAUGCAAUAGGAUCACAACUGGAGGAAUGAAAGAACUGUUCUCUUGUUUGAAUGCAACUCAUGGACUGAAGACACUAAUGCUACAUAUGUGUGGCCUUGAGCAGGAUGGCCUCUGCAUCCUCGGUGAAGCACUCCAGUUCUUUCCGACCCUGGAGCACCUAGACCUUUCUGCCAACAAAGGGGCCAGUGGAGGACUUGCCAAGAUGACCAAGAACCUGGCACAGAUGACUCACUUGUCCUGUUUGGGUAUUCAUUUGUGUAGCUUGUCAGAAGAGGAUGUAAUGGCCUUGGUCCAGGUAAUACCCUCCCUCAGUGCUCUUACAGAGCUGGAUGUGUCAUCAAAUAAAAAGAUUGGAGAUGCUCUGCAGUCUCUCCUUACUGCACUUCCACUUCCCAAGAUACGCAAACUUCUUCUGAACAACUGUGGCCUGAGCACAGACUCAUAUCAAGCACUAGGCUCGGCCGUGCCGUCGCUUUCGCAGCUGGAGCGGCUGAACGUGUCGUGGAAUAAGAGCGUGGGAGGAAAUCUGGGGCUGCUGCUGGGAGGCCUGCCGAGCACAUGCAAGCUGCAGGAGCUGCGACUGAGCAGCUGUGAUCUAACCACAGAGGAUGUGCUUCACUUAGCGUCUGCCUCCAAGCAGGGGGUGCUCUCCCAGGUGAAGCAGCUCGACCUGUCAUACAAUGGGACGGUGGGCGAUGCCGGCUGGGCGGCGUUGUUUGACGAGGCUGGAGGCCUGAAGGCCUUGGAAGAGCUGGACGUCAGCCGGAGGCCGGCAUCGUACGCAGCAGCGUCCCCGUGGCUGGCUGGCCUGCUGGAGGCCCUGCCCAAGCUGCCCUCUCUCAUGCACGUGGCCCUGCAGCACUGGGUCCUACAGCAAGAGGAGAGGGACAAACUGGAUAAUGUCAUGAACAAGAGGAAACUCACAGUGGAAUGUGACAAACAGAGCUUACCACCAACCUAGUCAGAUCAACUGUGGGGGUAGAAAGAAGAUGUGAUUCUAUAAAGCGCCAUGACAAAACAAAUCAAGAAUUGUUCCAAAAUUGAAUUACUGAAUGGUACACCAAAUUGUAACUGAAAACAGUAAGCAAAGAAUAGCUCCAAGUUCAAUGAAAUAGAUGAUCGAUUAACAUUGCUGUAGCCUAUUGCUAUUUCCACCAUGGCAAUGAUGUCCUAAUCAAAAUUAGAUAGAUUUACAUAAAAGGCAUUUAUUUGGUAAAAAUGA